Molecule: messenger RNA, 2193 nt
Organism: Truncatella angustata
Lineage: Eukaryota; Fungi; Ascomycota; Sordariomycetes; Amphisphaeriales; Sporocadaceae
Product: peptidase family M41-domain-containing protein
Exons: 2
Coding region: 1-2193 (730 amino acids)
Biological process (GO): protein-containing complex assembly; mitochondrial protein processing
Cellular component (GO): membrane; m-AAA complex
Molecular function (GO): ATP hydrolysis activity; metalloendopeptidase activity; ATP-dependent peptidase activity
Source: RefSeq, a predicted model, not a curated record
AUGCUCGAGAAGGAGGCCGGCAUUGAUCCAUCCAAGAAGACGUCAAGCAAGGAAGAGGGCAAAAAGCCCGAAGGCGAGCAGAAAUCUACCGGCCCGAGCUUUUUCUCGCAGGAUGGUGGCAAGCGCAAGGGCUCUGAUGGAAAACAACCACCGGAAAAUCCACUGAAGGGCAACGACUGGGUCACCACCAUUGUUGGGUCUCUCAUCGCGUACUGGAUCUACAACUCUAUCUUCACCGGCGACAGUCGCGAAAUCACUUGGCAAGAGCUGCGCAAGAACUUCCUGGAAAAGGGCCUCGUCGAGAGAAUGGUCGUCAGCGGCAACCAGGUCCGCGUUGACUUGAAUGUUGAGGCGACCCGCACCAUGUAUCCUGACUCCGUUGCAACCAAUCCCGGCUUCCACUACUACUUCUCCAUCGGCUCAGUGGAUGCCUUCGAACUACGAUUGGACGAGGCUCAGAAGGAGCUCGGCAUCCCUCCUUCUGAGAGGAUACCUGUCAGCUACCAAGGUGCUAGCGGUGUGACCAACAUUCUGAUGGCAUUCGGUCCUACACUGCUCCUGGUCGGACUAAUCUACUGGGCAUCACGCCGCGGGCCUGGAGGUAGCAGUGGUGCCGGUGGCAUGUUCGGCUUUGGCAAGAGCAAGGCUAAGAAGUUCAACCAUGAGUCAGCAGUCAAGGUCAAAUUCUCCGACGUGGCAGGUAUGGACGAGGCCAAGCAAGAAAUCACCGAAUUCGUCAGCUUUCUCCAGAAGCCAGACAAGUUCCAGAGGUUAGGUGCCAAGAUCCCCCGUGGCGCCAUCCUCUCUGGUCCUCCUGGUACCGGUAAGACACUAUUGGCCAAGGCUACUGCCGGUGAAUCCGGCGUUCCUUUCUUCAGUGUCAGCGGUUCUGAGUUUGUCGAAAUGUUUGUUGGUGUUGGUGCCUCUCGAGUUCGAGAUCUGUUUGCAACCGCGAGAAAAAGCACUCCUUGUAUUAUCUUCAUCGAUGAAAUCGACGCUAUCGGUAGGUCUCGUUCCGAGGGCAGUGGUCGUUUCAGUGGUGGCAACGACGAACGUGAGGCGACACUAAACCAGAUCCUCACGGAGAUGGAUGGUUUCAAUACGACAGAGCAAGUCGUCGUGCUUGCGGGUACCAACAGGCCAGACGUUCUUGACAAAGCCUUGAUGAGACCCGGCCGUUUCGAUCGACACAUCAACAUCGAUAGGCCAACCAUGAAGGGAAGACAAGAUAUCUUCAAGGUGUAUCUCAAGAAGGUUGUGACAAACGAGGAUAUAGAGCACUUGAGUGGUAGGCUUUCAGCUUUAACUCCUGGUUUCGCUGGUGCCGACAUUGCAAACUGUGUCAACGAAGCUGCGUUGGUCGCUGCCAGAGCCAAUGCGCUGUCUAUCACCAUGCAACACUUCGAACAGGCCAUCGAACGUGUCAUCGGUGGCCUUGAGCGCAAGUCUCUCGUCCUCAGCCCUGAGGAGAAGCGGACAGUCGCAUAUCACGAGGCUGGCCACGCCAUUUGUGGUUGGUUCUUCAGAUGGGCGGACCCUCUACUCAAAGUCUCCAUCAUCCCUCGUGGCCAGGGCGCCCUCGGUUACGCCCAAUAUUUGCCUGGUGAUGUUUAUCUCAUGACCGAGAGGCAACUCCUGGAUCGUAUGGCCAUGACUCUUGGUGGUCGUAUUUCCGAGGAGCUUCAUUUCCCUACUGUGACCACCGGAGCCAGUGAUGAUUUUAAGAAGGUCACAAACAUGGCAACAGCAAUGGUCACGCAAUGGGGCAUGUCAGAGAAGAUCGGCCCAUUGCACUUCAAGAACGAGGACAACCAGUUCCUGAAGCCGUUUGCCGAGUCAACCGCCCAAACCAUCGACUCCGAGGUACGACGUAUUGUGGAUGAAGCAUACAAACAAUGCAAGGAUUUGCUUGUGGAGAGGAAAAAGGAGGUCGGCAUUGUUGCCGAGGAGCUGCUGAGCAAGGAGGUUCUUACACGAGACGACAUGGUCCGUCUGCUCGGACCGAGGCCAUUCGAGGACCGAGAGGAAUUCAACAAGUACUUUGGUGGCAAAGACCCCAAUGGCCCGAAUAAGCCUACGCCUGGUCAGGAGAGCAUACCACCCUCCCCGCCAUCUGGUGGCUUAGAUACGCCCGGCGUCCCGCCACAGCCUGCGAUUUUCAAGGAGUUGAAAGGUAACGAGUUUGGAAGGUAA